AUGGAAAUAACGACGUUUAAUCAACGUAAAAAUGUACCACGUAUGUUUCAAUUUCAACGUAUGGAACGUAUUGUUAAAGCUAUGCAACAUCCAACGUCAGGAGUACCUGUUCGUGAACAAAAAUCAUUUCUUUCAACAAUACCAAAUGCAUUCACGGGAGCUGAUGUAUCAGAAUGGAUCAUAAAAAAAUUACAUGUUAAAGAUCCUGCUGAAGCACUCCAUCUUGCUUCAUUAUUAUGUUAUUAUGGAUACUUUUUUCAUGUGACAACAAAUGGGGCUGUCCAAAUCAAGGAUGAUAAUGAACUAUUUCGUUUUCAGGCACCUUAUUUUUGGGUGUCGACUAAUUGGACAACAGGCAAUGCUGAAUAUGCUAUUUAUUUGCUGAAACGAACAUUAAGAAAUCGUCAACGACAUGGUCUUGAAGAAUAUGAAAUGCGUGCACUAGAUGAUCUUAAAAAGAAACUGAUUCAUCAAUGGGAUUUUGUAACCAUGCAAGCUGAAGCUCAAUUUCGUGUGCUCAAAGAUCGUAAAAAAACUGAUAAAACAAUAAUUGAUAGUCAAGAACGAGCUUUUUGGCGUGUUAUGCGACCUUCACCGGAUGAAGCAUCAAUACUCGAAAUGGAUAUUCGACAUGAUAUGUAUGCUUAUCGACUGAUGAAACGUGAAGAAGUAGUGAAACGACGCCGAACAAAAAUGAUUGAACUACCAUUUUUUCAGCUUGAAUAUCUUCAACAUACAUUGACCAAUCGAGUACGCACAAAGUCAUCACAGACGCAUCAAAGUUUAUGCGCAUUCUGCGAAUUAUUCACUGAUUAUGAUCCAUUUUUGGGUAAUUGUUCGCCAUCAAAUCCAUGGCUAACAUCAGAUACUGAUCGGUGGACACUUAUGCAACCCUUAGUUGAUAAUCCCACUCAACUUCGUGUUCGUCGUUGGUCAUUUAGUUGUAAAGAACUUCUUUCCGAUCCAACUGGUAUAUCUGAAUUUAUGAAAUUUUGUAAAGCCGAUUUUUCAACGGAAAGUCUUCAUUUUUACUUGCACGUACAAGAAAUACGUCACUGUCCUUUAGCACAGAUAAAACAAAAAGCAGAUGCUGUCCAUCGAGAACAUUUAGCACCAAAUGCACCGCAAGAAGUUAAUAUUAAUAAUACAAUACGAACAAAAAUUAUACAACAACUCGAAAAUCCUUAUCGCGAAAUGUUCAUUGAAGCAGAAAAACAUAUUGUUGAGUUAAUGAAAAAAAAUAGUUAUCCACGUUUCAUACAAUCGGAACAUUAUCGUAAUCUUCUACAGAAUGCACUUAAUCCUUUGCCAAAGAAACCUGGUAUAUUUCAUUUUGUGAAAGAUAAUUAUCUUCGUUUAUCAUCAAGUAGUAGUGAUGAAGAAUACGAUUCAGAUGAUCAAGUUCGAAAAGUCGAUAAUACCUUGAUGAAUAUCUCCGCUAAUAAUAUCCAAAACAAAGCUCAACCUCUUGUUGGAACAUUAGUAAAUACAGCGGCUCUUGCAACGGCAGUUGUUACGAUGAGUUCAGCAUCGAUACAAGCUAUCGACGGUGAUGGUAAAAGAAUUUCUUUACAACGUCAAACAAUCAUGAAAUAA
This is a messenger RNA of Rotaria socialis, 1596 nucleotides long. The record is from the annotation of a GenBank genome assembly. Lineage: Eukaryota; Metazoa; Rotifera; Eurotatoria; Philodinida; Philodinidae.